AUGGUCUUGUUAAGCAAAAUUAGCCUCGUCCAGUUCUGGACGCUGGCCCUCUCUGUUACAGCAGAGGCUGGUAACUGCUGGAGGAAUACAACUUGCACCGGUCCCAUUGAUACUUCCUUUCCCGGUGCAUGGGAGAAGAACAUCUAUGCUCCUGCUUCACGUCAAGUCCGUCCGCAAAGUAUUCUCGAAGCCUCCGAUUCACGGACAGACUUCAAAGUAGGCUCUGGCCACAAUGUCCUGACGGGAAAUGGUUCUCAGAUUGUCUUUGACUUUGGUAUUGAAGUUGGUGGAAUUGUCUCCGUGAACUAUACGGCUUCAGCUGCAGGCUCAGCCUUGAAUCUAGCAUUCAGCGAGGCCAAGAACUGGAUUGGAAAAUUCUCAGACUCCUCGAAUGGUGCUUUCAAGCGGGGAGAUGGUUACCUCACGUGUUACAUCACAGAAGCUGGAGAGGGUGUAUACACCAUCCCUGACAACAAGUUGCGUGGUGGAUUCAGAUAUCUGACCGUGUUCCUUACUACCAAUGACACAAGCGAUGCUACUCUGGAGGUGAAUGAUAUCACCCUAGAGAUAGGGUUCCUUCCGACAUGGUCCAAUCUACGCGCCUACCAGGGUUACUUCCACAGUAACGAUGAACUUCUCAACCGAAUCUGGUACAGUGGUGCCUAUACCAUCCAGACCAAUAUGGUACCUGUAAACACUGGUCGUCAGAUCCCUGCAGUGGCCUAUGGAUGGGAUAACAAUGCCACCCUUGGACCUGGAGAUACUAUCAUCGUUGAUGGUGCGAAAAGAGAUCGUGCUGUUUGGCCUGGAGAUAUGGGAAUUGCAGUUCCUGCAACUUUUGUCAGUAUUGGUGAUUUGGAAAGUGUGAAGAAUGGAUUGCAGGUUAUGUACAAUACCCAGGCUUCAACUGGUGCCUUUGCGGAAUCAGGUCCGCCCCUGAGCCAGAAAGGAUCUGACACUUAUCAUAUGUGGUCUAUGAUUGGAACAUACAACUGUGUCCUCUUCACGAACGACACAGACUUCCUUCAGCUAAAUUGGGCAAAAUACCAGCUAGCCAUGAAUUAUGUCUACGGAAAGGUUGGUCCCAGCGGCCUGCUAAACGUUACGGGAACCCGAGAUUGGGCUCGGUGGCAGCAGGGAUUCAAUAACUCUGAGGCUCAGAUGAUUCUAUACCAUACCCUGAACACGGGGGCACAGCUUGCUGAAUGGGCUGGUGACACCACUGGCCUGUCCAGCAACUGGACCGCAAGAGCCAAGGAUCUGGCAGUAGCUGUCAAUGCCGAUUGCUUCGAUGAUGCAUACGGUGCAUUCAAGGAUAACGCAACCGCGACAACUCUAUAUCCUCAAGAUGCAAACAGUAUGGCUAUUCUAUUUGGACUUGUUGAUCAGGACCGCGUACAGGGCAUUUCCCAACGGCUGACCGAAAACUGGACACCUAUUGGAGCCGUUGCCCCAGAGUUACCUGAGAAUAUCUCUCCGUUCAUCUCCUCUUUUGAGAUUCAAGCCCACUUUGAGGCUGGACAAUCGGACAGAGCAUUAGACUUGAUCCGACGUUCUUGGGGUUGGUACAUCAACAACCCCAAUGGUACAGAAAGUACCGUGAUAGAAGGCUACCUUCGAAACGCAACUUUCGGAUAUCGCAGCAGCCGUGGAUAUGAUUAUGAUGCUUCAUACAUCUCUCACGCACAUGGCUGGUCAGCCGGACCCACGUCAGCAUUGAUUAACUACGUUCUUGGUCUGUCUCUCACCGGCCGGGCUGGAUCAACAUGGCGGUUGGCGCCGCAGUUUGGUGAUUUGACCUCUGUCGAAGGAGGGUUUACUUCUUCCCUGGGUCGAUUCCAGGCUGCUUGGAGUCGAGAGUCUACAAAGUCGUCGUCGUAUGAACUGUCGUUCAAGGUACCUACAGGAACACAAGGCACUGUUGUCAUUCCGCCAGUCAAUGGGAAAGGGUCGAAAGUGACUUUGAAUGGAAAGAGUGUAAAAUGGGGAAGCGAAGAGACGAAGACGAUCUCUAUCAUGAAGGGAGGCUCUUAUAGGAUUACUGUUCGCAGCAACUAG
Molecule: messenger RNA, 2058 nt
Organism: Talaromyces marneffei
Lineage: Eukaryota; Fungi; Ascomycota; Eurotiomycetes; Eurotiales; Trichocomaceae
Exons: 3
Coding region: 1-2058 (685 amino acids)
Biological process (GO): carbohydrate metabolic process
Source: RefSeq, a predicted model, not a curated record